AUGCCGCCGUCACGACCUACCGCACGUUGCUGCCGAGCAGUCCAGCAACAGAUUCGGACGCCUUUGGACAACAUUUGGAUCACGGACGGCGUGUUGGCGAGCGCAUUCGAGCGCUACUGCCAUGUAUCACGGCUCACGCGGCGUAAGUCGAGCUCUGUGCCCGGCCCACUGGAGAACAGGAGGCGGCUGGGCAAGAGGAAGAUGACGGAUUUGCACAUGAAUACCCAACCGACAUUGCCCCCCUGGGCCAUUGACUUCCCGGUCGAUCUGAGCCAGUGGACAUGGCAGCCACCAACAAAACGGUCAUCGGAUGAGACAAGGGAUCUGCGGAGCCAGCGAAGCCAGCGAAGCCAAUCUGUUGCGUCGUGGGGCUUGAGAUGGUGGACGAACAGUACCGUGCCAAAACAGGUGGAAACCGAUCGAGCUGGAAUCGAGAACCCAUCUAAGAUCAGCUUCCACGAUCAGCUCGCCAAAGCCCGAGCUGCCGUUGCGGCUUCCACCUCGAACGCGAUCGGCCCGGCAUACUACAACUUUAUCGGGGGCCUGCAGAACGAUCUAAACAUGGGUCUCCUGGAUCCCGCGGACGUGGACAUGGCUGUUUCAACCUUCCCGCCGUCUUUAAUCGACACGGGUGUUGCUGGCGAAGUGAUCGACGCAGCUAUCGAGAUGUUUCUUUCGGCCGUUGUCAACGGAAUCGCAUCCUCCGAGGUUUUGGGCCCGUCGGGGUUCGAUGCGAGCCUCUGGAACCUUGUGCUGAAUCGGAUCUCUCAGCUGCCGGCCAGUGACGCGACGACUCUUCUGUUUCAGACUACUCUCGAUACAAUGCCUCCCCAGUACGUCAACGAUGCCCACGAGGGCAUCAUUGCGGCAGUGCAGAGGCUAGCUGCGUCUCACUCAACGGAGCGAGGGCGGGCCGCGGACAUUGGCGCAGCGCUCCGCCGCCUGUCGCCUAUCGGCCACGGCGUGCUGCUCGAGGAGAUUGAGAGUGCCGUAUACCAAGGUUUGGCGGUCUUUGAGGAGGAAACCCGCCAAAAGCUUCGCUUUCUUUGGUUGCAGACCUUAGCACACAUGCCGUUGGUUGAUACCGACUACCUUUUAGACGCAUGCGUCAGGUCCGCCUACUUUGACCGGGAAGUGUCAAGCCUCAUCGGCCGAGAUCUCAGCCGACUUCUCAUUCAACAAUGGGCUAGUCGCGGAUACCUGCACGGCCUCACAUCUAUCGAGGCGGCGUGGGAUCACGAUUCUUCCAACCAUGCUGAAUGGAGUCUUGCUUUGCUCAGCAUCCACAUUUGCGAUUUGGUGCCCGCGGGGAAUAGGGACAAGAACCAUGUGGGGCUCUUGAUGAGCUUAUUCAAGUCGUUGAGACGGCUCGGUCGCGAGGAUGAGCUCAUGGCUUCGGUACGAAGCUACUACGAGGCCAUGGAAACGCUACCGAUUCUGCCUUUCAAGCACCUGGCCAUGGCUAGUUGCGACCACGGCACGGCGCUCGAGAUAUUCUUCCUUCUCGAUAGCAACACGGCCAAGUUGGACGCAUGCCUCGGGUCAAUCUGGGAUUGGACAGCUUGGACGCACUACGUCCAAGCCAUGAUUGAAGACGAGUCUAUCAUGCCUCGCGAUGUCUGGAUGGUGAUCGAUGGCAGCGUGGGGAGGAGUUUCAAGGGACCGAUGGGGCCAUCGCUGCUGACGAGGAGGACGAAGUUGAUGGAGGACAUGGCAGUUUGGUUCUCGCAGGCGCGUCACUUGACAGACGCCAUGGCCCACCGGAAUGUGUGCCUAUGCGUCGGCUGGCUCUGCGGGAACGGGAUCGCGCUUUCGAACAAGGUUCUCGUGGCAAUCAUGUCUGUGGUCACUCGGGAGUUGAAGAGGGGCGAGUUCGGACGGACCCGUCGUCUAGCCUGGUUCUUGAACCUUAUAGAGCGAUACCAGGGACCCGAAGAGCGACGGGUCGUCACCCAAGUGCUGCAGCGGUGGAGAACGGCCAACAAUGAGCUGUACCUGAAGGCGCAGCAGCAAGCCAACCAGCGGGCUCUAGAGUGA
Messenger RNA from Colletotrichum higginsianum IMI 349063, 2037 nucleotides. Its product is annotated as Fungal specific transcription factor domain containing protein. The record is from RefSeq and is a predicted model, not a curated record. Lineage: Eukaryota; Fungi; Ascomycota; Sordariomycetes; Glomerellales; Glomerellaceae. The coding region runs from base 1 to 2037 and encodes 678 amino acids. The transcript has a single exon.